GCUCCGGCGACCCUAUUCAGGAUAUGCAUUUGCAGGCAGAAGGGAUCGGCAGUGAAAUGACUGUGCAAAAGAAUAGAUUCAUAGGUGCACUCACGGCGGUCAGGGUCCAAUCUUAAAGCCUGGGAGGCGUUCAGAGCCAAAUGCGAGUGACUGGAGCUCGAUCCCGCAUUAUUUGGAAGCCCGUCGGAGACUGGAGGGAAUCCCCUGGAAACACCCGGACUCGCACCCGACCCGCGGGACAACAACCACAAGGUCCGGCCACUAGAGGAGCCAUAUCCGCCUAGCACAUGUCACGACGAAAUCCAACCCACGACUCGUAUCCCUUCACAUAUAAAUAUGUCAUUUCUAUAUGGACUGAAGUAAUUACAUUUGGAUGAGAAGGACUGUCGCAGAAGGCGGAAGAAGCUAAUCAGCCGUGAAGGUUCACAUUCGUCCUUAUAAAUUACAUAGAGCCUAUUAAAACAAUACAUCACAUCAUCGACUGUUUACAGGUAAUUCAGAGUUGGGACAAAAGCGCAGUAAUUUUACAUUACUGAUGGUCAGUUCUAUUCUGGAUUUUACAAUCGUGUCUGUAUAUUUUACAUCGCGUCACCUGAACACUUCGAGCGAUUCAUUCAAGCAUUAGGAACAUGCGUGCUAUCGCUGAAGUAUUAGCUUUUCUUCUUGGUUUCCUGAGUGUAAUCAUGGUCGGAGUUUCUUUGCAAAAUCCGUACUGGAGAGUAUCGAGCGAUGACGGAAACGUGAUCCGAACCUCCACCAUCUACGAGAACCUCUGGAUGUCCUGCGCAAGCGACUCCAGCGGCUCCUUCAACUGCCGCGACUUCCCCUCUCUCUUCGCGCUGUCCGGGCCCCUUCAAGCGUCCCGAGCGCUUAUGAUUGCGGCCAUAUCGAUGGGCACGGCCGGCGUCUUUGCCACCCUGGUCGGAAUGAAGUGCUCCAAAGUUAUGGGAGAAAACUAUGUGCUGAAGGGGAGGAUCGCUGGAACUGGGGGCGCAUUUUUCCUGCUCCAAGGUCUCUGCACUAUGAUAUCUGUAUCUUGGUACGCGUUUAAUAUCACCCAAGAGUUUUUUGAUCCACUCUAUCCAGGGAUAAAGUACGAACUCGGAGAGGCGCUGUAUAUCGGUUGGGUUUCGGCUACGAUCGCCAUCUGCGGGGGGGUAUGUCUGCUGUGCUCCUGCAAGUCGGCGAAUUCAGAGAAACUGCCUUAUCACCACAAGUCGGCAAGAGGUACAGUAUACUCAGCGAGGCGAGGAAUCGAGGACACUGGGCUACCGAACACGCCCAGUCACUACGGCAGGAAUGCCUACGUCUGAGCCAGUCUAGUUCCGUAUGAACUCCCCACGACUGUGCAUUUCAAACCUUCUCUCCCUUUGGUCUGGAGAGUCUACUAUAAAAUAUCCUGCAUCUCUGAAUAAUAGCUACUUUUAAUGGUAACUUUCAAGAUGGAGAAUAUGCCACUGAGCAUAUUCUCACAAUGCUGUAAAAAUGUACCAGCAGCGUAAGCUGACGCAGAGGGGUAGCUGUGAAAUAAUCAUAUUGAAUUGUUUAAAUUGGUGCUAUUGUAUAGCCUGCAAGUGUCAUUGGAAAAGCAGUCAAGUCCUGCGCAUGUAACCAUAUGUUAGAACGAAAGUUCAUCCUUAACUUAAAAUGGAGUUAAAUUUGGCAUCGGGAACAUUGAGACUGUUAUUCUCCUGUUCUGCUGCAUCAUGAUGGAAAUUUUUAUUCAAUAAUUUGUCUUUAUGCUAUCCUUUUAAUGGGUGAUGCUGUGAACGCUUGUGUUAAGACAAGAAUUACAUUGCUCUGCCGAAGCUAUUACAUAUAACAAAGAAAAACCUUAUAAUUAACAAAACUAUUUGAAACAAUCAAUGCAAUCUAAUAUAAUCAAACUUUAUUGCACUCACCUGUUGUGCCGAAGAAAUAAUGUUUGCCUCCAACCUUAAUGUUGAAACCUACUGCUUUUAAUGUUUUAAUGCCGUUUACCUGAAAAACGUUAUGUCGAGGAAAGCAGUCUGUAAAUCAAAACUCAAGACGCGUCUGACCGAAAGCAGUGUAAAGUGAAUUACCGCAAAUCGAAGGAUUGCUGUGUAUGUAUAUUUUGCAUUGAAUAAGGCAGAAAUAAUGCAUGUAUUCUUUGUAACGUUUAAAUGUUUUUUUUUAAAGUGCGAACUAUGUGUCAUAAAU
Messenger RNA from Paramormyrops kingsleyae, 2181 nucleotides. RefSeq names its product claudin-15-like. Gene Ontology annotation, molecular function: structural molecule activity. NCBI's taxonomy places the organism in Eukaryota, Metazoa, Chordata, Actinopteri, Osteoglossiformes, Mormyridae. The record is from RefSeq and is a predicted model, not a curated record. Gene Ontology annotation, cellular component: membrane; bicellular tight junction.